AUGACCGGAUUACGGUUGCUCCUCAUGUUCUUGGCCGAAGGUCUCUCCCAGAUCACAUACUCCGGGAAAGAGUACCACUUGAUCGAGGAGCCGAGGAGCUGGUCCGAGGCCUGGGAUUAUUGCCGCAGUGAGUAUACCGACCUGGCCAGUAUCCUGAGCCCAGCAGAAGGAACGGUCCUUGCUUUCCUGCCAGUGCCAGAGGAAGGCACCUGGAUCGGCCUGUACAAUGACCAGCAGCUCCCCGACGGCUGGAAGUGGACCACGGGAGAGCAGUUCAGCUACUCCAACUGGGCGGACUCCUACCCCGGGGAAUUCAGCAGCAGCUCCCCCAUCUGCGUUUACCUGAGGCAGGGCCAGUGGUUCGACCUGGAGUGCAGCGUCCCGUUGGCCUCCAUCUGUUACACAGACCUGAAAAAGCCUAGGUACGCCAUUCCUAAGGAGAGCAAAGAGUCCUCUGAAGCAAGCAGCCAGUCGAUGGCAAAUUCAUUUGAUGUCAUAAAUAAAAGGCAUUUUAAACAAAAUCGGUUCCAGCCCAUUGUCAGCGGUGACAGGGUCUACUUCCUCAUCGAGGACGAGAAGAGCUGGACGAAGGCCUGGAACCACUGCCGGAGCCAGUACACCAACCUGGUGAGCGUGAGGAACGCCGAGGAUGCCAGGUUCAUCGCCUCGCUGCCUCACGAGCCCCAGUGGAUCGGGCUGUACAACGACGGGCAGUCCGGAUGGAUGUGGUCCAACGGAGACAAGAUCACCUACACCAAGUGGGCGCUCUGGCACCCCUACAGCUUCAACAGCACCCUGCCCAUGUGCGGCGCCAUGCUGGACGGUGAAUGGCACGAAGCCGACUGCGAUUUCCCAUUUGCCUUCAUCUGCUACAAAGAGCUGAAAGCACAGUCGGAAGCCAGGCCCGGAAAAGUGAGACACCCCGCGAAACCGAGACAGCCUGGGAGUGGUGAGGUGCUCUCUGUGCCCAAGAAGGUGGCCGACAGUGGCGCCUCCGUUAAUGUAGGAGCCAACUCCAAGAGGAUAUACCACAAGAUUCACCUGGAGAGGACCUGGUCAGACGCCCGGGACUACUGCAUGCUCCAUCACACGGGGCUGCUGAGCAUUCGCAACAGGCAGGAGAACACGGUCGCCAGCAGGCUCUACGAGGAGAUCAAGCUGGGCUGGUCCGGCCUGUACAACGACCAGAGGACCAACAGCGGCUGGAAGUGGGCCAACGGCGACCCGGUCGGCUACACCAACUGGAAGCCGGGCAACCCUUACCGCUACAACAUCAUGGCCCCCGUCUGCGUCUACAUCCAGGAGGGCAGGUGGAGUGACGCCCCCUGUCGCUUCCUGUUCCCCUUCGUGUGCUACACGGAGGUUUCUGAAGACCCCUCGGAGGUAGUCACCGAGAAACCCGUUGACAUUGGUGUUAACUGGAAACAGCCACACAAGGUCUCGGAAAAGGACUUGGACGCAGACGACGUCCAGGACCUGCAACAGCCCAAACGGAACUACGUCCUCGUCAACAAAGAGAAGACAUGGAACGAGGCGCAGGAGUAUUGUCGGGCCCAGCACAUGGACCUGGUCAGCGUGCAGCACAUGGUGGAGAACAGCAAAGUGGCCAAGCUGCUGGAGGUAGACCUGGCUGCCUGGAUCGGUCUGUUCAACCAGCACCAGUCUGAGUACGGCUGGAUGUGGACCAACGGGGAACCUGCCACCUUCUUCCAUUGGGACCCCUUCUACCCCAUGGAGUUCACCACCAUGACCGCCUGCGUUAUCCUCGUCAACGAACACUGGAAAGACGUGCCCUGCGAUUACAAGUUCGCGUUCAUCUGUUACUCCGAAGACGCCCUAGCCAGCACACCCUCGAGUGGCUGAAUGAGCUGAGCGAGCUGGGACCAUCCUCGGAAACCACCCUCCUG
Molecule: messenger RNA, 1907 nt
Organism: Hemiscyllium ocellatum (epaulette shark)
Lineage: Eukaryota; Metazoa; Chordata; Chondrichthyes; Orectolobiformes; Hemiscylliidae
Product: macrophage mannose receptor 1-like
Exons: 9
Coding region: 1-1863 (620 amino acids)
Source: RefSeq, a predicted model, not a curated record